UUAUAAGCAUGCAUGUGAUAUGUGAAUCUAUAGGUAAAAGUACCUCUCCCACCAUUUGCAUCCCCAUCAACCCAACAUAAUCUCCCUUCACCCAUUGAAACCCCAUGACGAAGAUCGACGCCCUCCGUCGACUCCUCCCUUGUCUCUCUCCCACCACCGCCACCUCCAAGGCCACCUCUACUCCCAUCAAGAAACGCCUAAGCACCUCUCUAAGAAACGACGUCGUCGACCCUCUCCACCCCGUACUCACCAACACAAACCAAGACAAAGACAAAGAUUCCCAAGAUUCAACCACAACAACCGAUCUCGAACCGCCCGUUUCGGCCUUCUCACGCCCUUCCAGGUCAAUGGUCAUUGGCACCAUCUUCGGCCAACGCAAAGGCCACGUCUGGUUUUGCUUCCAACACCACCGUCUCUCCACAAAACCCUCUCUCCUCCUCGAACUCUCCAUCCCAACUCACCAACUUGUCCAAGAAAUGAGUUCCGGCACCGUCCGCAUCGCUCUCGAGUGCGACCACUCCGAACUCAGCUCCUGUCCUCUCCAUUCAGUCCCCAUUUGGACAAUGUACUGCAAUGGUCGCAAAAUUGGAUUCGCUACUAAAAGAAAAGCCACUCGCCAUAACCGAUUGAUGUUAAAGACCAUGCAAUCUAUCACAGUUGGAGCAGGGAUGAUACCAACCGGCGUCGGAUCGUCGGGUUACGAGGAGAUCAUGUACAUGAGGGCUAAUUAUGAACAUGUUAUCGGCAACUCUGACUAUGAGUCGUUUCACCUUGUGAACCCAGAUGAAUGUGCUGGCCAAGAACUAAGCGUGUACCUUAUGAGAUCACGGUGAAAAAGGCUGGAAGUACAGAGAGGUUAAAUUUUAUGGGUCUUUAUUGUAGUGUAUUUUGUCAGUUUCUUCGUUUAAGUAGCAAAUUGGGGUUUUCUCUUACUCUAUGGGAAGCUUCUCAAAUCUGUUUUCUUCUUGGGGUUUCUUUAAAGUUUUUCAAGAGGCUUGAAAGUUGAGUUUUGCAUUGCAAAGAACUCCUUUUCGCAGAUAUUAUUAAUUGGAUUUUGGGUUUUCUGGAAAUGGGAUUUCACUUGUAAUUUUUUCAUCUCCUUUACUUGAACGAGGAUGGUCAAAGAAUAUCUAGCAGGGCUCAUAAGUCAAUUCUGUAAGCUUUUUUCGGCCUUGCUCUCAUAGUUGUAUAAUGGAAUUGCUCCCCAAAAAAAAACUAUACAAUUUUAUUUCAGUUUUGUCUUUUUGCUCUUUCUUUAUUGCUCGGAAACCAUGUUAGUUUUUUUUUUUUUUAUAUAGUUUUUUUUUUUUAUAUAUACUUGUGCAGGAAUAUAUGUCAGAUUAGAUUAAUGUUAAUUAUGAUCAUGUCACUGUCAUGAUGUCUAAUCUGGCUACGUAUUUUAAUAUCACAAGAUUCUCUGGCUACAAAUUCCAUUCAGGCACUGCUGCUGAUUGGAUCUUGUCUAAUCUUUAUAGCAUAUGAGUGCACCCAUCUGUAGUUUUAUCAAAUUGCUCAUAGAGGAUGAAGGAAGGGAAAGCUGUAGUUGGAGAACUUGCAGAGCCUUGUAAUGGAGACUGAGUUAGCAUAUUUCAGGGGCUCUUGAUCUACAUUAAUAUUCACCGUCAUAAAACAUAGUAAGGAACAUAAUACAUUUCUUUAAAUAGUAAUGCUUUAAAGGAAAAUAUUCAAAGCUUUCACUUUGCUGAAGAUUCAAAGCUUCAA
Molecule: messenger RNA, 1722 nt
Organism: Gossypium arboreum
Lineage: Eukaryota; Viridiplantae; Streptophyta; Magnoliopsida; Malvales; Malvaceae
Product: protein MIZU-KUSSEI 1
Exons: 1
Coding region: 105-833 (242 amino acids)
Biological process (GO): hydrotropism
Source: RefSeq, a predicted model, not a curated record